Messenger RNA from Stylonychia lemnae, 2679 nucleotides. The record is from the annotation of a GenBank genome assembly. Lineage: Eukaryota; Ciliophora; Spirotrichea; Sporadotrichida; Oxytrichidae.
AUGGAUCUCUCAAAAGUCAUUCAUUUAUUCGAAAGCAAGCACACUGCAAAUCUUUCUGACAGACAUGCAGCAGGAAUAAUUUAGUUAUGCAAAGAGAUGGUUAAUGAGGAUCAGAGAAAAGGGUUUUUCUACAAGGAUCUUCCUUAGGUCGCCAGAGUUCUUGAAUUGAGCUUCCAAGGCAUUUAAAACGGAAGGUUUGAACUUGUACCUGCUAUCUUAUAACUUCUUGAGGUGCUUAAGGUACCAUUUGAAAAGGAAAAGGCUAGUGAUGAGAAUAAACAAGUUCCUAAUUUACCUAUUCUUUUCAACUCUUUAUGCCCAUUAUUACGUUACGAAUUACCCAGAGAUGGAGAAGCAGAUAUCAAGCUUGUUUAGCAGCUUGACAACAUCUGUUGUGAAAUUGCCAAUACUGUAUCUGCAAUAGCAUCUUACGGUAUAUAAGAAUUGAAAGAUUAGGAAACUAAUUUCUAAUCUUCUUUAGAGGAUAAGAUGAUUUAUGGAAGUGAAACAAGUCCAUUAUAAAGACUUUAUUAGAAGGGGAAUAGGAAUCUUAAAGGACUUUCUCAAUCUGAAAUGCCAGAAACACUGGUCAACAUUCUUGCUGAAAAUAUGAAAUCAAAGGAUACUAUUGUAGCAGUUAUUGAAUCAAUUGCCCAUUCAGCAUUGUAUGUUCCAAACGCUCAGAAGUUUUCACAAAUGGGAGUCUUAAAAGAUCUCGUAAGGAUCAUUUCCGAGGCUUAAGACUUUAGAUCUUAUAUUGUUCACAUAUCAAUUGAAGCCAUUUGGAACCUUAUUGAGGUCGAUGGCUAAAAAACUAUUGAGAGUAUGGCAGGAGAAUAAGAAGUAGUUUUGUCCCUUAGAAGACCUUUCGAGAGAGUAUUAAAAGAAGGUUACAAACUUGAUGAUAAAUGUCUUAGAAAUGAAAUAUGUAUUCUAAUAAACUAUGUUGUUACAAGUAUGGCAUCUCAUAAAUUCUUCUUAGAAAGAGAAACUCCAAAUGACUCCACAUUUCUUGAGGCUAUUUUAUUCUACUCAACUCAUGAUGAGUUAAAUUCUAAAGUAAAUUUCAUCGGAGACGGUUCUUCAAUGAGCAAGACUGAGAAGCCAUUAUUCACUACAAGAGAUGAAGAUGUUGAAUUUAAGAAGUUAUUGUGGACAUGUGUUCUAUAUAUUGUAAGAGAUCCAGAUAAUCACGAAGCUCAUUAGUGCCUUAUAGAAAGAAACUUUAUGCAAGCAUUGCUUAUGUAUGUUGACCCCAAUAACUCUAGCCUCUCCACUCACAGAUGGUAGCCUCCCCAACUUAAGGAGAUUUAAAUUCAUGGGCUCUCAGUCAUGUCAAGCUUACUCCCCCUGAUUCCAGAGCAUUUCCAUCAAAUCAACGGGCAUGUUAUUUUGAUUUAAUUCCUUUCUGCAUUUAAUGACUACGACAGGAGAAUUGCUUAUAUCAUCUAAAAUUCCAAGGAAAAUCCACUAGACAUGAGAGAAAUGGCAUUUAAUAUUACUUCUAACAUUUGUAAGGAUUGCAGAGCUAAUCAAAAAGAAUUCAGAAGAAAGGGAGGUAUUGAGAUUAUAAAAGAAAAUUUGGCUUAUGCUGAGGUUGAAUAAUCAGGAAAUGCAAGUACCUUCCUGCUUUCUGUCCUAGAUUGCCUUAAUAAUGCCGUCUUUGGAAAUAAAAGAUCAGAGUUACAUUUCCUUGAUAUAGAAGGGGUUUACGUUCUGCUAGAUCUAAUUGAGAACUGCGAAUACUCCUUAAAGAGAUUGACACUUUCAAGUCUUUGUACCAUACUUGAGAAUAACAAGUCAUUCUAAUAUUUUGUAGAAUGGAACAGCUCUAAGACCACAAUAAAUGCUACUUAACUUCUGAUAAAGUUAUAUGAGCAAGAAGAUAUCAGAUUCGGAGUAGAGCAUAACAAUGGCUUGCUAAUUAAUGUCGAAAGACCAUUAUUCCCAAGAGAGUCUUACCUACUAAAGCAAUAUGGAGACUAGCAUGCAAACUUAAACAACACACAAAAAACAAACUUGAAUAAUUCAUUAGGUGCUUCAGUCGGCAAUAAAAGCCAAUUGGAAAAUUCUUUAAUGAUGAAAGAUGAAGCCCCCAUGGUUAAUCUAAGAGAAAGCAACAGAGUUUCAAGGGGCUCUCAACUUUCCUAAAGGUCAAUUAUUACAAAUCCUAUAGAAAAGCCAAUCUCUCUAGUCGGUUCGAAAGCUGCCAAAGGGCUUAAAUAAGCACUAGAAGCAGCAGGUAUAAUCUCUUAAAAGAACUUCUCUGAGUCUUAUCUUAACAAAAUAAUGAAUGAAGUUGCUAAGAGCUAUGAUAUUAGAGCAACAAUUUUCGGUACAUUCUACAGAGUAGGCUUCGAUUUGCAUGAACUUACUCCACAAGAAAAGCAGAGAAUGGAAAUAAUCCAACUCUAUCCAUACUUGAAGAAUGGAGAGAUUUGGAGAGAUAUAAAGCAGGAAUGUGAGGAUAAAAACAUGAAGCCAACAAGUGACGACUAACACUGGAUGGAAACAUGUAUUGAAGAAGCUCAAGAACAAACUGAGUAAGCUCUUCACAAUUAGAGUCUAUACGCCCAAGAUAUAAAGAUGAAAGAGUAGGACGAGCUUGAGAAUUAUUUUGCUGCUAUUAGACUUAAAAACUAGAUAAAUGCAAAGGGAUCGACUCAAAUGAAAAAAUGA